UGCAAAAGAACUGUGUAUUGUAUUGUCACCUAGCUAACGACUGUAGUUAGCAGGUGCGUCGCAUUAUAAAUAGUUUGCAUAGCUAACAGUUAGCUACGUAAUGAGUCAACUAGCUACAGCUGGGCUGGCUGUAGUACAUCAACUAUCAAGUCGUUUUUAUUCGUGUACAUUUAUGCCACGUUCACAAGCUAGUCGGAACUAGGAAACUCGAAACGUCCAACUUGCAAAUUGCUUUCAGCCAGCUGUAGACGUGGAAAGAUGCGGGGCAUAGACAUCCUGGAGAAUUUUGAGAUCUACAUCCCCAAAGAGGCAGAGGUGAAAAUCACCUCUAUUCUGACUCUGCCAACCUCUAUCUUGAGAAGGAUGGGAGUGCCCCAUUCUCAGGGUGGCAGUGCAAAGAGCGUUUCCUCGCCUUUGGCCACGUGGAUCUCGCCAGUGGUCAUCCGAGAGAGAGGCUGUUCACCGGCCAGCCCCACAGUGGAUACAGCCAAGAUUAACCUGACCUCAAUGGUGACCAAGGAACCCAAGGCAGCCCAGGGUCCCUUCUUGAUCCCAUUUGUCUCCUCCAGCGGCACAGCCUUCAAUGUCCUCAGGGAGUUCUUGCCCUCCAGACAGAACUUCCAGCAGGGUACUGCCACCCAGAUUGACCCCCUCCCUCAUGGCCUGCCCCCUGUCCCCCACCAGGAUGCCAUCAUCAUCCACAAGGGGAGGAUCUUCCUGUCAAUCAAGAAAGCAAAGACUAUCAGAGGAAAGAGGCAGCACAGACCUGACCUGAAUAACUUGUUGUCUUCCGAGGCCCCUCAGACCACACAGCGAAAACUGAUCUUCCUCUCACCUGCCAGGAAGAGCCAGAAGAAGUCCUACCCCACAUCUCCAAAGCAGUCUCCUAAAAAGCCCCAGGGGAAGUGGGCAUUGCUGCAGAGGUUCGGCCUGACCCACCAAGUCCAGGUGAAGUUGUCCAGAAUCCCCCAGGGGGACAUUGAGCCACAGCAGUCUGGCGAACAGGGUCACUCAGCGGAAGAGGAUCAUAACACAGAGCAAGAUCAAGUUAUACGGAAGUUAUUGAACGCCAACAGGUUGUUAAAGGAGACACCUGGCAGAUGUCCUGAACAGGAGAUGGAGUUGGUGACUCAAGAGGAAAACAAGCCUUUGAAUGAGGAGACCCAAGAAUCAUUAUCAAAGACAGCAAAUCGGCACCCUUGCUCAAGCGAAGGCUUUCAGGGCAGAGGUGGGAUUACCAGUGAGACAUAUGAUGAUGCUGAGGAGGAGCCUGAGGAAGAGGGAUGUCACAAUUUGGGUAGUGUCAAACAACGACGAGUUGGGGACAAAGGUAAGAGUGGGGCAGAGGGCCAAGCCACCAAUGGGGAUGAGUCUGAGGUGGAAGAUCUCUCUGUUACGGCUGUUGCUUUGAGUGACAGCUUACCUCCACCAGAGGCCCUGAAUGCAGACCAAAGCAGUGAUACGGUUAUGCAAGUUGACUUCACGGGGGACAGUGUUCAGAGUUGGACGGCGGAGUUCCCAAUCAUACCCGCUCUAGCCCCCACCCCCAAACAGCACCAUGGUUUUGACUUUGAGCAUUCGGCCCGUGAGGAGAGGAUCAACCGUAUCAGGGCCAAACUGAGAGAGAGCGAGGCUGCCCUCAACAACCUGCGCUCUCCAAGUUGACUGUCUUCAAAGUGGGAAACAAUUAUUUCAAGGGCCCUCAGAUGUUGAAUGCCAUGAACGAUUAUUCCACACACUUUCAUUUGUUAAGCGCUGCUAGAACAUCCAUUCUGUAACUUUUUUUUUUAAAUGUUGGAACCCAUAAACUUCUCCACUCCUUAUCUUCCAAGACCUGUGAUCCAUCUUUGAUGGGCAAAAAUAUUUUACGUUAGAAAUAAGUCAAAUCUAAAUUAUAUAAUUUUAUUAGAAAAUUCAAAAGGACUUUUUACUUUUUGUUUGAUUAUAUCUGAUGUGAAAGCAACGUUUGUUUGCUUAAACUUGCCCAGCUAUCGAAUUUGAAGAUUAGUUAUUAGAGUUGCAGUUAUUCUUUUAAGGGCCGGAUUCAGACUUUUUUUUACACUUUUUGAUUUACGCAGUUCUCAGUUGUUGGUAUUCAGAAUUGAUGGGCUUUACAGGUGUGGCUCCCUUGCACUCACUACAUUUAUAUAAUUAAAAUACUGAAACCCCACCCACUUGCUGGGCAACAGAUUUUCUUGUUGAGGAUUCCAUUUAAAUACAGUGUACCUUUUUUAAAGCUACAAUAUGUACAUUUUUGUGGCGACCAGACCAAAUUCUCAUA
Messenger RNA from Oncorhynchus tshawytscha (Chinook salmon), 2281 nucleotides. RefSeq lists its product as uncharacterized. The record is from RefSeq and is a predicted model, not a curated record. The coding region runs from base 259 to 1665 and encodes 468 amino acids. The transcript is spliced from 4 exons. Lineage: Eukaryota; Metazoa; Chordata; Actinopteri; Salmoniformes; Salmonidae.